This is a messenger RNA of Dacryopinax primogenitus, 2350 nucleotides long. RefSeq lists its product as uncharacterized. The transcript has 6 exons. The coding region runs from base 1 to 2190 and encodes 729 amino acids. The record is from RefSeq and is a predicted model, not a curated record. Gene Ontology annotation, molecular function: RNA binding. NCBI's taxonomy places the organism in Eukaryota, Fungi, Basidiomycota, Dacrymycetes, Dacrymycetales, Dacrymycetaceae.
AUGUCAUCUGCUCAGCCAACCCCUUCUCCGCGUCCACCACCCUCAACCGCCAACACUCAAGUCAAGGUCAUCGACUCUGCUGCGGGUCGUAUUCUCUGCUUGGCAGACAUUCGCGGCAAGAUAAGCGCCAUCAAUGAUCUGGCGAAAGAGACGGGGGCUAAAGCGGUUAUUCACACCGGAGACUUUGGCUUCUUCGACAAUAACAGCCUGGAGAGGAUAAAUGACCGCACACUUCGGCAUCUCAUUCUCUAUUCGCCACUCAUCUCUCCGCAACUCCGCCAGACACGACUUGGCAAUGAUGCAGUACCCAAUGCGAUCCGCCAUACAAUUUUUUCACAUUCUACACCCCUCCUCAGCGAGUUCCCUCUGCUCCAGUCCGGGACGCUUCGCCUGUCUGUUCCGGUGUAUACCGUUUGGGGUGCUUGCGAGGAUGUGCAGAUCCUCGAGAAGUUCAGGAGCGGAGAGUAUGACAUCGAGAAUUUGACUAUUCUUGAUGAAGCCACGACGCGAUGCCUGGAUAUCGGAGGAGUGAAACUGCGACUGUUUGGUCUGGGCGGUGCGCUUGUCAUGCACAAAAUGUUUGACAAUGGAGAGGGCAGGGCGACGAUCGCCGGUGGCCAGGGUACUAUGUGGACAACCGCGCUACAGAUCGGAGAGCUUGUGGAUACCGCACAGAGAACCUACGACUCGACCGAGACUCGCUUGCUCAUUACCCAUGCGUCUCCCGGACGUGAAGGCCUCCUGGCCCAACUCGGUCUUGCUCUCAAAGCUGAUCUUUUCGUUUCCGGGGGUCUGCAUUUUCGAUACUCGUCUUCCUAUAACGAGUUUUCUGUCCAAUCUGACCUGGAGGCCUUUCGUACAAAGAUCCUGUCUGGACAAGUAGCUUUCAACAAGGUCUGGGAUAGCGUCAAGGUCCAGGUGGAAGGAACUGCCGACGAAAAUCAGCGCCAGCUUCUGGAGAAGGCACUCAGUGUUGUUGCGCGUGUUCCACAGCCGACAACGGCCGCAGGUCCGGGUGGCGCCGCCGGCGCUGAGGAACCUGCAUGGAAGAACUGCUGGCAUUGGAAUCUCUGUGACGCAGCGUACGGCAACCUUGUUCUCGACAUCAAGGACGGCAGGAUCAGCGCCGAUCUGAAAUCUCAGGGCUUCAACUACGCAUAUCGCCGAAACGCACCCACCACUGCCACUGGAGCCAACGCUUCCGCUGCACCAGUACAACAUGCUGUUGUUUCUGCCUCGUCGCCUGCACCUGGCCCAUCUCAACUGAAAGCGCAGCCCGCACCCCACGCCUCACCUGUGCCGGUUCUGCCAGCUGGCACCGGUGCUGGCUCCGCUUCGUCACCUGUUCACGCAGUUAGGCAUCCGCCGAUUCAGUCGCGGCCUGUAAAUGGCUCUCCCAUUCAGGGACAACUACCGCAGCAGACAAAGAAGGUUGCUAAGCCCGAGGGUCAAAAGGAAAGAGAGUUAUCCGAUAAGGAGAAGAGCGUGGGGACGACCUCUAAACCGUCAACUCCGAACCCUGUCAGUGACUCCAAGCCUGCCGCAAGCACUUCCGUACCGGACACGACAACCUCUCCAGCACCGGCUGCUGAUGCAGCAAGUCCUGGUGCUGGAAGAGAUGGUGCGAGCUCCACUGGGGGUCGCACUCCCACGACGCGCCGUCCCCCAAGAAAUCCCUUCACUCUUUUCAUGAACAGGAUCACCGAUCUUCCCGUUACAGAGGCUGAAAUUAAGGACUUCUUCGGAGAGGCAAAAUCCGGCAUUACGUUCAUUAAGAUACCCAUCAACCACCAUACCCGCCAACAAAGAGGCUUGGCAUAUGUCGAGUUUGGUGAUGAAGAAACGAUGAAGGCUGCAUUGGUGAAACAUGCACAAAAACUCAAAACCUGUAUUCCUCGGGUCGUCAUCGCUGAUCAUCGAGACCCGGUGGAGAGUGAUGGCUCUACUCCUCCACCUGCUCUUGCACGUGGUGGCGGGCCGUUCCGGGGGGGUAUGCGGGGGGGACGCGGGUUUGCCAGAAAUUCUGUUGCUGCUGCUGCUGCUGCUUCCGCUGGGCCUGGUGGGCGUCCCGCCGGACGCGGCAAAGGGGAGAACGGUAUUACAGAAGGGGGGAGAGUCGAGGGCGGACCGUCCGGUUCACCAGCGCCAUCUGGCCCCGCUGAACCGAAGGAGAGGGGGGGGGAGAAAUAGGUGGGAAUUUUUCGUUGUGGAUGGGAGUCACGCACGGACGGGGGCGGAAUUUCGUUAUGUCCUUCAAUCAUUUUACCCAUUACGGCAUUGCUCAUCUGGGUUGCUGAAUUUCGAUGGGCUAAUGAUACUUUAAACACAUCAUCUGACCAAUAUUCGAUGU